UGAGUGCGUCGAAAUGUAGGUUAUUAACUAGAAAAUCAGUGGCCAUUUCGACGACAUCGCUUGACGAAGAAUGUUUACUAAGUUAGUGGUUUUAUUCUUCCUUUAUACGUUCGUGUCUGCAAGAACGCCAUGCAGAAUUUAUGAAUCCGUUAAUAAAGAGAAUAUUAGAAAUUGUUUACAGACAAGACUUGGAGAUGUUAACGAGACAAGAUUUACUGUUCCAAACACCAACGAAACUACCUUCAGUAUUUCCAACUUAAAUUUCAAAAUAUCUAACAACACCCUCAACAUCUCCUUUAGAAACGACUCCAGUCGAAUCGGAAGAAAAAUGAAGCAAUCCACUGCCAACUUGCUCCAAUAUGCCCUUGUACCUGCCUUCUUCAUGUCCGGAAUGAUGCCAUGGAUCAUGCCCAAAAUCCAGAUGAUGGUGAUGAUGCUGUCGAUGAUGAACAACAUGAUGUUUAGUAGUGCUCUGUUUACCAUGAUACGAAACUAUGUUUUUGAGAAAACACCGAAUGAACAUGUAGUCUAUGUUAAUAACGGAUUCAAAAAUAGGAUACAUACACGUUAUAGCUAGUAAGGAGAAUAUAUGCGUGUUAUAGAUAAUUAAUAGAACUAUUCGAUACCUGAAGCAUUGUUUGAGAACUUAGCUUGAACAGAUCUUAUUUGGUUUUUAUAGGGUUGAUUAUUAUAAUCAACAGUUAACUAAUCGCUUAAAUUAUUUUUUACUAAUACGUAUACCCUUUUAAAGCGGUCCAUAAAUUGCGUUCUUGCUCGACAGUUUUGUUCGAUGAGCAAGCCUGUUCAAACAAAAAUGAUUAUUGCAUCAUUUUUGCAAGCGUGUAAGAACGACAGUUUUCAACCCAUACACUUCCGUUUUUUGUUCGAACAGACUUGCUCGUCGAACAAAACCGUCGAACAAUAACGCAAUUUGUGGACCACUUUAGCUUUAACAUUCCUAAUUCCUUCGAGUAUAGUUUAUUGAUGACAUUCUCCAGCGACUCAAUGAACAAUUUUGGCGUAUUUUGUCUUUCGUCUUGCUCAUGUACUAAUUGACCUUUUUUCGUUCCUCCACUCUUUCAAAAUUAUUUGGUUCUUUAAAUUACGAAUUAUUUUUUACGUUCAAUCAUAAUAAUUACGUUUUAAUCCUAUGAAUAAUGUUUUUAUAAUAAUUAAAAUAUCUAAAACACUCUUUUAGGGUGACUAACAAAACUUCCACAAUCUACUGAUAGGCGAAGCUAUAAUUAUUUUUGGUUGGUAAUUUAUUUUAAUAUUGUUCUGAAGCUAUGUGCUUGUGGCAUAAUUAUGUAAUUGACUGUUUUCUUUGGGAAAUAAAGCCACAAUUUUAGUUUGAAAUUAAUUUAUUCACGUUUCGACUUCCACGUCGGAAGUCGUCAUCGAAAUACAAAAUAACGUAUAUAUUUUUGUGCAAUUUUUAAAAAUGAUUGUAUGUUUAUAAACGAAUUCUAAAACUAUAUAUUUUUCAUAUGUAUAUGGUUACCUAAUAAAUAAAUCAUCAAAAAAUA
Diabrotica virgifera virgifera (western corn rootworm) is the source of this 1526-nucleotide messenger RNA. RefSeq lists its product as uncharacterized. The transcript has 2 exons. The record is from RefSeq and is a predicted model, not a curated record. The coding region runs from base 71 to 577 and encodes 168 amino acids. Lineage: Eukaryota; Metazoa; Arthropoda; Insecta; Coleoptera; Chrysomelidae.